AUGAUUUCAUUUCUUUUAUUUCUCAAAUCGUUUUGCAUUCAUUUUCCUUUCAUGUCGUUUUUAUUCUUCAUUAUUAUCAUCUUUUGUCUCAUUCAAGUUAUUCAUUCCCUUCCUCAAUCAGUUGCUUUUUCACUUUCUCUUUCUUUGAUUUUUUUCUUCUUUUUGUAUCUUUUUUCUUUACUUCAUCCUUUUUUCUCAGACCUGAUCUUUCUUUCUUUCUUUCUUUCUUUCUUUCUUUCUUUUUGUCUUCUCGUAUUUACGUUUCAUUCUUUUUCUCUCUUAUUGACUUUUCUUUCUAUUUCUUAUUACUUACUUUUCUUUAUCUUCUCUUUCAAAUUUCCCUUUUCUCUUUGUCUCAUUUCUUCUUUUUCUUUCUUAUUUGCUCAUAUUUCUUUAUUUUCUUUAUUUGAAUUCAUAUUUUGCUUUUCCUACUUUUCUUUCUUUCUUUCUUUUUUUCAAUUUAACUUUUCUUUUUUUACUUUUCUUUCUUUUUUCCACACUUUAAAUUUAACCUUUCUUUUUUACUUUCUUUUCUUUCUUUCUUCCUUUCUUUCUUUCUUUUUUUCUUUCUUUCUGUCUUUCUUUCUACUUUUUUUCUACAUUCAUUUUCUUUUCUGUUCUUCCAAAUUAAUUUUCUCCAACGACUGCAGCUUGCCUGUUUUGACCUUUUCUUCAUCCGUCAACAAACAAAUUUGCUGCCAUAUUGAAAACCGAUUUUUACCUGCCCUCCUCUAUUCUCAAACCUUUGACAAAAGAAUCAAUAACCUUUCUUAA
Acanthosepion pharaonis is the source of this 774-nucleotide messenger RNA. The record is from the annotation of a GenBank genome assembly. Lineage: Eukaryota; Metazoa; Mollusca; Cephalopoda; Sepiida; Sepiidae.